CUAUAAAACCUUCACCUCCAUCACCCUCCUCUCAUCAAACCAAUAUACCAACCCACCUCCUGCUUUUUCUUCUCUUACUUUUCCCUCACCAACCAGAAAACUAGAAACCAAUGGAGAAGUUGUCAGCCAGCAGACUCUAUCACUCCCUCUCUUGGGCGCCAGAACCAGUUGGACUCCUCUUUUUUCGCAGAAUACUCAGCUACUUCAUCAUGGCACUUCUGAAGUUCUCUCUGAGAUCCGUUUCUUUCUUCCAUUCCUAUGCCGAGCUCUUCGCUUUCCCGUCGAUGGUUAAUGACGAGCAACUCAUGAUAAAGAAGACACCACGCCAGCCUAGAGGCGACAUAAAUCUCAGCAGGGAAGAUGUGGAGAUGGUUAUGGGAAGGAUGGGAUUAUGCUGCAGCCAAGAAGGAGAACAGCUGAAGGAGUGCAUGGGCUUUGAUGAGCUUUCUAAUGUAUUUGAGGAGGAGCCUAGUUUUGAGGAACUGAAGGAGGCCUUCUCUGUUUUUGAUGAGAACAGUGAUGGGUUCAUUGAUGCAGUUGAGCUGCACAGAGUUCUCUCCAAGCUGGGCUUCAGAGAAGGAUCAGAAGUGGAUUCAUGCAAACGGAUGAUCGCGGCGUAUGAUGAAAACCGAGAUGGGAGGAUUGAUUUCAAUGAGUUCGUCAAGUUUAUGGAGAUCAGCUUUUGCUGAUAUCCAUUUCCUUUUCAUUUUUCUUCUUUUCUUCAUCCUAAUUGUAUAAAAGCGUCGAAAUGGAAAU
Messenger RNA from Elaeis guineensis (African oil palm), 756 nucleotides. RefSeq names its product probable calcium-binding protein CML46. The record is from RefSeq and is a predicted model, not a curated record. Lineage: Eukaryota; Viridiplantae; Streptophyta; Magnoliopsida; Arecales; Arecaceae. Gene Ontology annotation, molecular function: calcium ion binding.